AUGGUUCACAAUGAGUCCAAGCCUACAGUGCAGCUGAAGUCCCUGAAGUACUUCGAUGCGGAUCGCAUUGAUUUGCCCCCGAUGAAUCCUAGCAAGUCUGCGGUUCCAGCAACCCCUUCCAAGCCUGUUGUUCUUUUGGAGACAACUUCAUUUGGAGGAUUGAACACCCCUAGCGAUGCACGGCCGAAACCUAGGGAGGAAACGAUGACCAGUGAUGACGCUCCCCGGUUACCUGGUAUCGAGGAGAUCAAGUCGGAUACACCUCCGAAUGAUCAAGUGAAGUCCUCUGUUGCUUUUGAAUUUCGCGGAACUGCCAAGCCUGAGACGGAGCUGGCAACACAGUCUCCAACGGCUGCCGCCUCUUCACGCAGGGAGUCCUCCAACGAGGACGACAGUACUACACCCUCGCGACCUUCUCAUGACGCCGUGGGCCACUUUCAUAUCUCCACCCUGACGACCAGUUUGAAUGAAAUGAAGAUCCGUCCUCCGUCUGCUAAUUAUAAAUCGCGGUCUGCAGGAUGUGAGCCCUCGAAACUAGCAAUUUCACAGGGUAUUUUGUAUGAUGCAUUUUCUUUGGCUUCUCUUUCCCGCUCUUAA
Messenger RNA from Dibothriocephalus latus, 597 nucleotides. The record is from the annotation of a GenBank genome assembly. NCBI's taxonomy places the organism in Eukaryota, Metazoa, Platyhelminthes, Cestoda, Diphyllobothriidea, Diphyllobothriidae.